CAAAACAGAAAAAAAUAUGGACUUUAAACAAGAUAAGGAAACAAGGAAGGCCCUGUAUUAUAACUUGCCGAAAGUAGAAAAAACAGGCAGGGCUUAUGCUGUUCAUAAAGAUUAGAAGCACCCAAACCAACUACAGAUAAACAGCAGUCAAGAAGAGAAGAAGGUGGUAGCAACUCACAGGUACACAAAGUAUUUGACAGUAAAUCUCAGUCUAUAGUCCUAAAUACAGACCAGACCAGAGAAUCAAGAUGAAGGUGCUGGCACUGCUCUCACUGAGCCUAGCAGCGGCUCUGGGAAUGCCGCCAUUUGCUCCAAGUGUGGAACAAAAUCCUGUCUUAACUGAAGACCAUAGCCCUCUGCUGAGAGAUGUGCUUCCUGUGCAGGGUCACGUGGUGGUGGAUGAUCCUGUGCCACAAGUCAGGCUCAGCUCAGAGGAGCAGCAGGGAAAAUUGGCUCUGGUGCCAGUGGACAUGAAGCAGGGUCAGAACAUGGUGGAACUAGAGAUCAAAGUGAAGCCAGAGUCUGGAGUGGAGCAAGAGCGUGAAGUAAAGGCAGAGAUUAAGGAGGAGAAAGAGCUCAAAGACGAGCCACAGAUUAAACUAGAGUCACAUGUCAAGGUGGAACAAGGGGUUAAGGUGGAGUCAGAGGUUAAAGCAGAGCCAGAUGUUGAGGUGGAGCAGGAGCUCAAAGCAGACCCAGAAGUUAAGGUGGAGUCAGAUGUUAACGCGGGGCCAGAAGUUAUGCAAGAGGUUAAGGUAGACCAAGAGGGUAAAGAAGAAGUUAAUGUGGAGCCGGAAGUAAAUCUGAAUCCAGAGGCUGAACUAGAAGUUGACAGGAAGCCAGAGGUUGAGACGGAACCAGAGCUUGAAGACAAUCCAGACUUUAAGGUGGAAUCGGAGGUUAAGGUGGAGCUGGAUGCUGAAGAGGAGACAGGUCCUGAGGAACAAGAGGCUCAAGAGAUGUUUCAGAAGCAAAUGAGCCUUGAGGAAGAGACUGAAACAAGUCAGGAGUUCAGUGAGAGGCACAUUGAUAUGGAGGGAAAAUAUGAUAUGGUGAACGGGCCAAUCAUGGAGCUGGAGCCACUGGAUGACGACAACAUGUUUGAAGACCAACUGAGCAAUACAGAGCUGUCAGAAGUGGAGAAGUCUGUGAGGGCGACUUUUCAAAAUAAAGAGCCUGCCAUUCAAUCUCUGUCUGAGGAGGAGGGGCUUAUGAGGGAGGGUGACUAUGUUUCACACGAUGAGCCAAUCAUGGAACUGGAGCCUGAGGUGAGACAAGAGCAGGCUUUGCCAGACUCUGCUAUCAUGGAUGAAGGGUCAGCAUUGGACAUUAUGGGUCAGCCGAUGUCGUCUUUAGAAGAGUAUUUACCCAAUGAAGAGGCUAGAAUGGGGAUGAAGCUUGGCACUCUCACCGGGGAACCGGGAUCCACCAGGCAGGGCUAUUGUCCUGGUGUUUUAUUUGGAGGGAAGUGUUACCAGUUCUUCAGAGGGCCAAAGAGAGCUGAAGAUGCUGAGUUCUUCUGCCAGGAACGCUUCCAUGGAGGUCACUUGGCCUCCAUCACGAGUCAGUACAUCCACAGAGAGGUGAUGAGCAUGAUACUGAAAGAAAAUGGAGCAUAUACACGCACUUGGAUUGGAGGACUACGAUAUUUGGAGACCGGUCGCUUUGUCUGGCUGGAUGGAUCACACUGGAGCUAUGCUGAUUGGUUGUCAGGGGAGCCCAAUAACACAGCAGAUGUGGAGGACUGUGUGGAAGUGCUGGCAUUUGGAAAUGGAAAGUUCAAUGACUUCACAUGCUGGGAGCCUCAGGCUUUCAUCUGCUCCUUUCCUUAUCAGUGAAUAUGCAGGAGCUGCUCUCCCAUAUGCUUCUAUGUCUGAUAUGAUGUUUGAGUUUGUUGCUUUUAUAGGUUAAAAUCACAUCUUGGAAAGUAACUGAACAAAUCAUACACUGAAAGGACUAUGCCACAAUUUAUCAACAUAUAUAUAUCAAAAAAUGAGGACUUUUAAGCAUGUUGUGUAUUCUAUUCAAAUAUGGGUUUUUGAUAACAAGCUAAUAUCCUGUACAUAAACUCUUAUGAAAAAAGUAUAUAUGAAAUUGCACCUAAUUUAGGUGUAGUUAGUGUAUGUCCAUAUGUACUAUAUAUAUAUAUAUAUAUAUAUGUUUGUUCUUGCACAUUAGCUUAGCACAUCCUAUUAGGUAUGCCAAGUAAACACCAGAUAUGUAGAAAAUAUAAGUAGGUGACAAAUUAAUCUUUCAGUUUUGAAUCUUUAAGCGCUCUAUUUUUGAUACACCAGCAAUGUACUUGUAUUAAUCACAUACAAUUAAUUCAAACAUACUGAAAUAUACCUUGAGACCCAAAUAAAGUGGGCUAUAAUGUUGUGGUGCUGUUGAACUGUUUUGUAUUACACAGAGAGGCGUUUCUAUCAUUUACUCCUCAUUCACUGGACCGAUCUGUCAGGAUAACGUAAUGCAGUUGAACAGCACCACAAACUACAUCCUUCAAAAUGCAAAAUUUAAACAAAAACUAAACAUAAUAGCCCUCAUGAAGGCAGGAUUUGAUACAGGAAUGUUCAACAAGGGAUGUAUGCUACAUAUUCCUUCUCAGUCAGAGCAACACUGGUGGCCUGCAGCAUGAGGCAGUUUUUGAGGUUUAGGUGGUUCAUCAGGAAACACUAAAGCAGCCAUCAGUCCUUUAGGUGUGUCUACACCCCCAGUCCCUCCAGAAUCCAUAUAUGGCAGCCCAUCCUGACACAACCCAAAAAAGCUUUCGGGGCAAUAAAGGCUGUUC
Messenger RNA from Scatophagus argus, 2788 nucleotides. RefSeq names its product titin homolog. Gene Ontology annotation, molecular function: signaling receptor activity. The transcript is spliced from 6 exons. NCBI's taxonomy places the organism in Eukaryota, Metazoa, Chordata, Actinopteri, Scatophagidae. The record is from RefSeq and is a predicted model, not a curated record. The coding region runs from base 249 to 1838 and encodes 529 amino acids.